Molecule: messenger RNA, 2544 nt
Organism: Seminavis robusta
Lineage: Eukaryota; Bacillariophyta; Bacillariophyceae; Naviculales; Naviculaceae
Source: the annotation of a GenBank genome assembly
AUGGCGUCAUUCAUUACACUUCCGGAAGUGGAGAUUCCUGUGCCGAGAAUGUUGUUGUCCAUCUUGGAACUUGGGCAAGAAGCGGUUUCCACCAUGUCGGAAUGGUUCCAUCUGUCGCCGGAACUCUAUGAGCAUUUGAGAGCCAAUGCGCUGCUCCUGUUCGGUGUUUCCAUCAUUUUUUGGCCGCUCUUGCUCUCCUUGAUCACUACCUUUACUGUCAUGGGGACAUGGACCUUUUGGCUCUUUACGACUUCCGUCUUUGGGCUGCUCCAAUUGUUCUAUGUCAUCUAUCAAUUUAUCAUGAUUACACUCGACAUUAUGGGACUCUCGGUCCUCAAGACAUACACCAUGCUGCGCAAUCGCCUUCUCAACUAUGUCGGCAAGGCGGGGACCUUUGAUAAAUCCAGAAGUCGCCGAUUGGUCUGGAAAGAGCGCUUGGAACAGGCCACCAGCUACGAAGAUUUCCUCAAAAUUCAAAUCGAAUCUCAAGACCCACAGCACAAAAAGCCAGAACGCCGCAAGUCAGAUCCAGCCAUCAUGAUGAGAAGCAGCAGCUUUGGAAACAUGGAGGGCCUCGAUUCACCCAAGGGCAUGAGUCGAAACAAAUCCUACACGUCACUAAUGACGGCGGCAUCGGAGGAAGAACAACACAACAAUCUUCACAUUGAUCCAGAAGUUUGUGAAGAAUUGGGCGAAAUGUCUGCUGUCAUGCUCAUGACCACAAAACAGAGGCUCAAGGAAGCUCGACAAACAGCUGUCAAACACGAGGACGACUUUGAAGCAGCAUCCACUUUGAAGCAGUUACUCCAGGGAGUCGUCAAACGCAACCACUUAAACGUCGACCAGUUUCUCAUAAAGAAUGCACGGACCGUCGCUUAUUCGGGGCAGUAUGGACUCUCAGCUCAAUCCAGAAAGGUGGUUCACGCGUACUUUGAUGAAGUUGAAAAGGGCUUGGACUGGAUUGCUGAUGCACCCAUUCCCGAAGAACCCGCAUCACCCAAUAAUGCUAGCAUCAUGGAGGUCGACGAGUCCUCCGAAGGUGGUGGCAUGAUGGAGUUCUCCGUUACGAAAAUGAAACAACGCACUGCCGAACUGAACGAUCGUAUGAACCUUGUUCGAAAGAUCAAGGCCAAUGUCGGCCGAACUAGUCUCAUGCUCAGUGGAGGUGGAGCGCAAGCUAUGUAUCAUCUCGGUGUUGUCCGAGCUCUCAUCGAAGCAGAUGUCUACCAGGGAAUCAAGGUCAUCUCCGGAACUUCCGGGGGCAGCAUUACCGCAGCCAUGUGUGCACUCAAGACGCCUGAAGAACUUCACAGGGAUGUUUGUGUCCCAACAAUCAGCACAGACUACAUGCUUACCGGAGAACAAGCGGAAAAGAAUUUUCGGUGGUUCCCAACGCUUACUGACAUGGGAAAGUAUUGGCUCAAAACCAAACUCAUGGUGGACAGUGCGCUUUUUCGACGAACGUGCGAGUUCUAUUUCAAUGACACCACCUUUGAAGAAGCAUUUGAGCGGACUGGCAAACAUGUUUGCAUCACUGUGUCGGCAAGCAGAUCCAGCGAUGGAGCGCAGCGUCUUUUGCUGAAUCAUAUCUCGACACCACACGUGACCUUGGCAAGUGCUGUGGCGGCUAGCUGUGCAUUGCCUGGCGUCAUGGCUCCUGCCAAAUUGAUGGCCAAGAAUGGUUCUGGGGUUCUCCAGCCUUUUGAGGUGGACGGAAUGGAGUGGAUUGAUGGUUCCGUUCAGGCUGAUUUGCCCUUUCAGAGAAUUUCCACUCUCUUCAAUGUUUCCAAUUACAUUGUGUGCCAGACUAAUUUCCACAUUGUCCCGCUUCUGAACAAGGCGCAUCAUCCUGGGACACAAACUUUUUACUGGAGAAUGUUCCAGCUGUUGGAAUGGGACGUUCGGAAUCGCGCAUUGCAAUUGAGUCGUCUCGGCCUCUUUCCCAAAAUGUUUGGACAUGACGUUUCAAAGGUCUUCAAGCAGAGAUACCACGGAGACCUAACCCUUGUGCCGCGCUUCUCAGUUGCCCAGAGUUUUGGCUUAAAGACUCUUAGCAAUCCUACCGUUGAGGAUAUGGAAGAAUACCUGAAGUAUGGCCAGAUUGCGGCAUGGCCGUAUCUGAACGUUAUUCGCAACAUGCUGCGCUUUGAAAGGGCUCUGGAUGGCUGUUUGACACGACUUGAAGAGCGCUAUCGAGAUUUGCACCCAGACAUUGACUGGUCAGCACACGACGAGAUUGAAUCGAUUGCGUCCGCUUCAGGAUCAUUCCCGACAUCGUCCAUUACCCCUAGUCGCGUUAGGUUCGGAGGCCAUGUAGUGCAAGAGAGAAAAGCAGAGAAGCUGCGCACAAAGGUUAUCACCCUGGAGCAAGAGAAUCAGAAGCUCAAACAACAAUUGCAGCAAAUGGAGAAGCUUAUGGCGAUCAACGGUGCCAAAGCAUCAAUGGAGCGAGAGAAAGACGGAGAAGAGAAGAAGACCUUGGAUGAAGGAAAUGUCAACGAGCUUUCUGAAGGCGCUAUCUGGAAUCUGGUUCGGUCGAGCUAA